Psylliodes chrysocephalus is the source of this 639-nucleotide messenger RNA. The record is from the annotation of a GenBank genome assembly. NCBI's taxonomy places the organism in Eukaryota, Metazoa, Arthropoda, Insecta, Coleoptera, Chrysomelidae.
AUGAAUAUUUUUAGAUUAACAGGAGAUUUAUCUCAUUUAAUAGCCAUAAUUAUACUUCUUCAAAAAAUCUGGCAUACAAGAUCAUGUGCUGGCAUAUCUGGAAAAAGUCAGAUCCUCUUUGCAUUAGUCUACACAACCAGAUAUCUUGAUUUAGUGACAUCUUAUGUGUCCCUCUACAACACUUUUAUGAAGUUUGUCUUCUUGGCUGCAUCUUAUGCUACUCUUUACAUGAUUUACCUCAAAUUCAAAGCCACAUAUGAUCACAAUCACGACACAUUCAGGAUUGAGUUCUUGAUUUUGCCAUCAUUUGGUUUAGCAAUGUUGAUCAAUCAUGACUUUUCCUUUAUGGAGGUCUUAUGGACAUUCAGUAUAUAUCUUGAAUCUGUGGCAAUUCUCCCGCAAUUGUUUAUGGUGAGCAAAACUGGCGAGGCUGAAAGUAUUACAUCCCACUAUCUCUUUGCACUUGGUUCCUACAGAGGUCUCUACAUACUGAAUUGGAUCUACCGCUAUGCUACUGAAAAUUACUAUGAUCUUAUUGCUAUUGUUGCUGGGGUAGUGCAGACUGUCCUGUAUUGUGAUUUCUUCUAUCUAUAUAUCACAAAAGUCCUCAAGGGUAAGAAACUUCAAUUGCCAGCUUAA